AUGAAGAACUUCAUCUUCUUCUUCAUUGUGUUCACCACCAUUAUUUGGAGCUCGAACGUAGAGUGCAGCAGCCACCUUCACCCACUUGACCCCAUAACCCCUUCCGAAAUCAACCUUGUCCGUACCAUAAUCCUCAAAGCCUAUCCACCAGAAACCUCAAAAAACAGCACCAUCGCCUUCCAAUACGUGGGCUUGGAUGAGCCACAAAAAUCAACCAUCCUUUCAUGGAAAUACUCCAAAACCAAAACCCCACCACCAGCGCGGAGAAUCUACGUCAUUGCGCGGUUCAAGAAACAGUCUCUUGAGAUAAUAGUGGACUUGUCAAGACGCUCCAUCGUGGGAAGCAAAGUGUACAAAGGCCAUGGCUACCCUAUGUUAAACAUUCAAGAACAAGUCGCGGCGUCGGUACUACCAUUCAGCUAUGGACCCUUUAAGGAGUCAGUGAAGAAGAGGGGACUGAACAUAUCGGAGGUUGUGUGCUCCGACUUCAGUGUUGGUUGGUUCGGAGAGAAAAAGACGAAAAGGUUGCUGAAGAUAAAGUGUUACUACACAGAGGGGAGUGUUAACUUGUACAUGAGGCCGUUGGAGGGUGUAGAAGCGACGGUUGACAUGGAUGAGAUGAAGAUCGUUGAUUACAAGGAUAGGUAUGUGGUGCCGAUGCCGAAGGCGGAGGGGACUGAGUACCGUGCUUCCAAGCUGAAGCCUCCUUUUGGUCCUAUCCUCAAAGACAUAUCCCUCAUGCAACAUGCUGCUCCUGCUUUCAACCUCCAUGGUAACACUGUAAGUUGGGCGAACUGGGAGUUUCAUGUUGGAUUCGACGUUAGAGCUGGCCCAAUAAUUUCUCUGGCUUCAGUGUAUGAUCUGGAAAUGCAGAAAUAUCGGCAAGUACUAUACAGAGGCUUCAUAUCAGAGCUUUUUGUUCCAUACCAAGACCCCACUGAAGAUUGGUACUACACAUCCUAUUUUGACAGUGGAGAAUUUGGGUUUGGACAAUCUGCUUCUUCACUUGAGCCUCUCACUGAUUGUCCUUCCAAUGCUGAGUUCUUAGAUGCAUUCUUUGCUGAUGCCAAUGGCAAACCUGUUAAGAUACCUAAUGCUUUCUGCAUCUUUGAAAAGUAUGCUGGUGACAUCAUGUGGCGUCACACGGAAGUCGCAAUCCCAAAUGAAGUGAUAACGGAGGUGAGGCCAGAUGUAACACUUGUUGUGAGAAUGGUGUCAACUGUUGGAAACUAUGACUAUAUUAUAGAUUGGGAAUUUAAGCCAAGUGGUAGCAUCAAAGUUGGGGUUGGGCUUACUGGAAUAUUAGAGAUUAAAGCAGGGACAUACACUAACACUGAAGAAGUAAAAGAAGACAUAUACGGCACAUUGCUAGCGGAUUAUACCAUUGGUACCUACCAUGACCACUUCUUAACCUAUUAUCUCGACCUUGACAUUGAUGGGGAGCACAACUCCUUUGUCAAGAACACUUUGGAGACUGCAAGAGUCAAAGAUAGGAAGAUACCAAGGAAAAGUUAUUGGACUGUUGUCAGCGAAACCGCUAAGACUGAAGCUGAUGCCAAAAUCAAGCUGGGGUUGAAGCCUCUUGAGCUAGCAGUUGUUAAUCCAAAUAAGAAGACAAAGCCUGGAAAUAAAAUUGGGUAUGGUUUGAUCCCGGGUUCAGUGUCACACCCACUUAUGCUGAGCGAUGAUUUCCAACAAAUCAGAGCUGCAUUCACCAACUAUAAUGUUUGGGUUACGCCAUAUAAUAAAUCUGAGAAAUGGGCUGGUGGAUUAUUUGUUGAUCGCAGCAGAGGUGAUGAUACUAUAGCUACUUGGACUCAAAGGAAUAGGGAGAUAGAGAACAAGGACAUAGUGUUGUGGUACACAAUGGGAUUUCAUCAUGUUCCAUCACAGGAAGAUUUCCCAAUAAUGCCAACCUUGACUAGUGGCUUUGAGCUGAGGCCUACUAAUUUCUUCGAGAGAAACCCUGUUCUUAAGACUAAAUCACCUGAACCUGCGCACUGGUCUAAUUGUACUAAAUGAAUGAUUCAAUCAGAUAUUGUUAAUUUCGUUGUAAUUUGCUGAUUUCAUUUGUACCAACCAACAUCUCUUCUCGAAUAAGAUUAUAAUGUAUAGUGUUAGUUUAUGUUUUCAUGUCUAAUACAAAGUGAAAUAAUGCAUCA
Messenger RNA from Arachis duranensis, 2162 nucleotides. RefSeq names its product amine oxidase [copper-containing] alpha 2, peroxisomal. The record is from RefSeq and is a predicted model, not a curated record. The transcript is spliced from 5 exons. Bases 1 to 2022 code for a protein of 673 amino acids. NCBI's taxonomy places the organism in Eukaryota, Viridiplantae, Streptophyta, Magnoliopsida, Fabales, Fabaceae. Gene Ontology annotation, biological process: amine metabolic process. Gene Ontology annotation, molecular function: primary methylamine oxidase activity; quinone binding; copper ion binding.